Molecule: messenger RNA, 4424 nt
Organism: Linum trigynum
Lineage: Eukaryota; Viridiplantae; Streptophyta; Magnoliopsida; Malpighiales; Linaceae
Source: the annotation of a GenBank genome assembly
CCUAUUUGCUCGACCGUGUCUGGAGCUGAACCGGAUUCACAGCCAUGGUUUGGUUAAACCAACCAUAAAAUCAUAUGCUUUUUCGUAAUAUACUUUUUAGAAAAAAUUAAAUUCGCCCGAAGACACUUCCUUCCCUUUUACUUCUAGACGAGACGAAGAUCUAACAUUUCCCUCACUCUAUUUAUUCCCUUAAUUUGCUCUCUCUCUUGUGUCAUCGCUCACUCACUCACUCACUCUCUCUCUUUCUCUCUUCUUCCCGUUUGGUCUCUGAGAAAAGGAGCGAGAGUGUGAGCCAGCCAACAAAAUCCCCCAAAGAUGAAGAACCGUUCAGCCGUCGUUGUCCUCUCCCUGAUCUGCAUCGUAAUCGCCGGCGUCGGAGGCCAGUCCCCGGCAGCUUCCCCAACUGCCACCCCGGCCCCGCCAACUCCCACCACUCCCACCACCCCCACCGCCUCUCCUCCGGUGGCCGCCACCCCUCCGCCGACAUCCGCCCCGCCUCCUGCCUCCGCCCCUCCUCCGGUCUCCACCGCACCACCGCCGGCCACACCCCCACCAGUCAGCUCCCCGCCGCCGGCCACUCCACCACCCGCAUCUCCCCCCCCGGCUUCCCCUCCCCCAGCCACCCCGCCACCCGUAGCUUCUCCUCCUCCGGCCUCCCCGCCGCCGGCUACUCCCCCUCCGGCCGUUCCGCCGCCGGCUCCCCUCGCUUCUCCGCCUGCCACGGUCCCAGCUCCCGCUCCGGCCACGAAGGUGAAGUCUCCGGCUCCCGCUCCCUCUCCUUUGUCCUCAAGCCCGCCGGCUCCACCCACCGGAGCUCCCGCCCCUAGCCUCGGCGCCACCUCUCCCGGUCCCGCCGGCCCCGGCACUGAUGUGAGCGGAGCGGAGACGGCGAUGGCUGGAGUGACGGCUACGGUACUGGCGUCUUUCUUCUGGUUGUUACUUUAGAGAGAGAGAGAGGAGAGAGAGAGGGUUCUUCCUCCAGAGAGUUAUUUUCCCCCAUUCUUUUUUGUCGUCUCGCUUUGUAUUGCGAUUGUUUGAUUUUUGUUGCUCUUAUUUUGCUGGCGGGGAUAUGGUGAUUGUCGAUUGCUUGUUACUUUAAUACUGUUGGCCUACAGUUUAUGAUGAUGAUGAUUAUUGUUACUACCUUCCUGCAUUUCGAUUAAUCUAUGGUUCUAGAAGUGAGAGAGGGUUCUUCUCGGCGUUUGGUUGUUUGUUUCGGUCUAAUUUUCUAUGCAAAUCGAUCCCCUGGUUAUGAAAUUGUUUGAUCCAAGUUCUGAGAGUUAGUUUGCGAAGGACGAGGUCGUUUUGAGGGGAGAAAUACCAGUUAGUUAUCAGUCAAAAGGCACAAAAUGAUAAUUAAAAAAAAUCAAUUAGACAAGAUUACUAGGAAUUCGUCAAUCUCAUAUAAGACAUAACAAAAUCUACAUAAGUUUGCGCGGUUUUUAUUCCAAAGUAUCAAUGUGAUUACCCCACGAAAGAAGAAGAAGAAAUGCAAGAGAUGAGGAGACGAGCCAUCUUCUAAAGAGUAUUCAAAUCUGAAACCUCAAACUUCCCAAAAUGAGAGCACCCUCCAUUUCUUAUCCAAGCCGUCUUCGAUCUCUUCUGUUCUGGAAGAAAACCCUUGCCUCUCUUCUCAUAAUUGUGCUAAAAAUUGAAAAUAACAGAUCCCUUUCUGUGAAGGCCAAUACUAUGAUGCCGCUACAAAAAGUGCGGCAUGGGUGCCGCAACUUGUGAUUGGUCCACGCAGAUGAUGACAUGGCACUGGUUAAAUGUAUUAAACCUCGUGUCUGACUCUGUAACCACUAACCAUGAACCGGUCGAAUUGCUAUUGGCCAAAGAAACGGAGACGUAUCUGUUUCCGUCUCACAUCUAUGGAUCUUCGUCUUCCUCUCUCUCCUGCUCAGGCGGACUGUCAGUAGCAGUUCCGGCGAACUUGUGUGCCGCUGAUCCAUUCUCCAGUCUCUGUCCUUCGCCUCACUGAUCUCCUUGUAUCUGUACUGUAGUAUCCCUCCAUAUUCUUCCAUUUUAAUCUGUUGGUUGCUCCUUGUUCUUUAUCUUCCUUUACAACGUUUGUGAUGAUGAAGUCCAUGCUCACAGGUUGUAGAUGGAAAUUGGAUUUACUCAGAGCUUUCUAUUAUCAGUCUAUAUAAUUAUUGUCUAUCUCAUCCUCAUUUCUCCCCCUUUUUGCCAAUUAUUUAUUGUGCAGAAUGUGAAGAACAUCAUAUUGUAUGAACUUGAUUUUAGGUCAGGUUCUAGAUAAAGAUUGAUUGACCCGCCAGUAUGCUUGAUGAAUUGAAUUCUUGCCAUCCCUUUAGUACUUCAGCACCGAGGUGCUAUGUGAUCUGAGUUCGUGCAAUUGUGGACUAAACAUACAUAUUCCUUUUAGAAUGCAUUUCAAUUGUCUCGCCGGCCUUUGAGUUGGACCAAGUUUUUAUGUUUUUCUUAAGACUCAUAAAAGAAUCAUAGAGAUUUGUGUUUUAACUUGCACCAUAAUAUUAUUCUCGUAGGUUUAGGAUGGAGCUACCCUUCUGAUGUCUGGAGUGCUGGUUGCAUACUCGUGAACUUAUGCAUGAUUAGUGUCAUUAUGUACAAAUUCAUUUUGAGUUUUGGAUGUUCUUGUAAUUCCACUCUUAAUCACGAAUGGAAGUUAAUUUUAUUUUACUUUUCUUGUUAGUAGGAUGAAGCACUAUUCCAUACACAUGAGAACUUGGAACAUUUAUAAAAUUAUGGAGAGGAUAUUAGGACAUUUACCAGAACACAGUAUUUCUAACGCUAAUUAUGUAUAUUUCCUUACCCUCCCUUUUAUAACAUUCAAUUGAUAUAGCAUCCACGAUUAAAUUGACCAGAAGGAGCAGGGUAUUAUGUAUUUACCAGAACACAUGUUGCUUUGCAGUGGGGCAGCUGAAAAAUAUGUCAGGAGAAGAUUGAAUGGGCUAGAAGGAGCAAUUUCCAGUUAAGAGUAUUGGAGAUGCGAGGAAGCUUGACUACUUGAUGCCCUUUCAAUUCUGCUUGCUGCAUUAGAAUCCUGGAUUAUGGGACUUUAACUAACCUGAGCAUUCUUUGUAUUAAUUCAGGAAAUGGUGUAUUCACACACACAGAGCUCUAGAUUCUUGCUUAUCGAUCUGUUGGGCGGACUGGUCUGUUGAAAUAUGAUCCAUCAGAAUGAAUAAUUGCUAGAAAUGCUCUGGACCAUCCAUUCUUCAGGAAUCCAAUUUGAGAAAAAUAAAACCCCUGUCAGACUCUGAAGAGUCUGUAGCUAGCUAGAUAGCGCCAUGAAUUUGCAUAAGAAUUUCAGUAACACUCAAUCAAAAGUUUUCCACCGGCUUCAAGGUUUUUGGAAGGAGUGAAAACAAAUAUUUGGUUUCUAUCUCAAACAGAUUGAGCCGAAUGAUGCUCCUUCAUUCCGAUUUCAGCCAUCAUCAGUUAUGGCAUAUAAAGUUGGUGUUUCCAAGGUGAAGAAAAUCAAUCUUAUAUCAUAUUGUAAUAUUAUUCCAUAGAGGGAAUUAAGUGCAGACGAAUUAGCAGCUGUUCGGAGAAGAAGAGAGGUGCUUUGAGGAUCGUCAUGAGCUACCGUCGGCCGCAUCUUGCACACCUUGUUUCAUAAGUCUACCAUCCUCAUCACUCUGUUCCUGGACAUUUUAGUGGGCAGAGUGCUUUGAAUAUGGUGAAUUGUGGGUGAGGGUUUCACAGAAAUAAAAAAAAAAGAACUUCAUCGAAAGCAAUUAUGGAAAGAAAAAAAAAAAACAAAUCCAUUGGUUCGGUUGCAAGGGUUGGGUCGGUUGAGCGACAUAUUUUAGGCUCGGUUUCUAUAAAACCAAGAACUGCCACAUCAUUUUCUCAUGCCACGUGGACCAAUAGAAAUUGGUGUCACCGGUGCCGCACUUUUAAUAGCGGUACCAUAGUAUUGGCCUUCUGUGAAAUCAAGUCUUCAAAUUCAUGGGCCUGGGGUUGGACGAGUUCAGGCCUGAGCAAGCCCAUGAUCUUUCAAGUGAGCCCAUGAUCUUCCAAAAUGGUAUUGCUUGAUAGGGUUUGACUGUUGACUGCAUAGAUCGCAGCUUGGGGACCAUGAUCUUGAGAUCACGGACUGACUACAAAAACCAUGAGCUUCCAUCACUAAGACAUUGAAACUCUCUAUUUAUUUUUAGCCAAUUUUUCAUAGAGUGAUGAAACGUAAAAUAUAUGUUUUUAUCACCUUAUUCUAUUAUAUGUUUUGUAUCAUUUUUUCAUAUCUUAGUCGUUUUAACUUCGAUGUAAUGUGAUUGAUAUUUUCUCUUGAGUGCAUUUAGAAGUUUUAGGUGUGUUUGUAUAUAUUUGAUGAGUUUUAUUUUAUAGUAUUUUGUAUGAGCAGCGGACAUCAAGACUCAUGGACUAAAAGUUAGCAAGAAAGCCGCAAGGUCUAACCCAAAUAACGUCCGAUUUUGUAC